AAGACGAGAGGAGACAGGUGGACUCCAAACGCACCGACCAACACGAGGACAGCGCACCACAGAGCGGAUUUUAACCACUUGCCGGAGAUUUGUUAUUUAUUUUUCUUUAAUAUUUUGAAGACUUCUGAAGUGAACCGCUAUGGGCACAAUCCUCUCUCAGAUUUUUAACAAGUUCAUCUCCAAAACGCCAGUCCGCAUCCUCAUGGUGGGCUUGGACGCUGCAGGGAAAACCACCAUUUUGUACAAAUUGAAGCUGAAUGAAGUCGUCUCCACUAUCCCCACAAUCGGUUUUAAUGUGGAGACAGUGGAGUACAAGAACAUCAGCUUCACAGUUUGGGACGUGGGAGGACAGACCAUCAUCAGAAACCUGUGGAGGCACUACUUCGUCAAUACACAGGGGCUGAUCUUUGUGGUGGACAGUAACGACCGAGAGAGAAUCAAAGACGCAGCAGAAGAACUACAAAUCAUGUUACAGGAGGAUCAGCUGCGGGGCGUUGCUUUACUGAUCCUUGCAAAUAAACAGGAUCUCCCCCGCGCCAUGUCGACAGCUGACAUCACGGACGCCCUCGGACUGUCAGCUGUCUCCAACCCUUGGCUGGUUCAGGCGUCGUGUGCAGUCUCUGGAGCAGGUCUCACCGAGGGUCUGGACUGGCUCUCCAACCACAUCCACAAAUAACACAAUACUAAAAUUUCCCACUGUCUCAGGAGCCUUAAACACAAUGCUGUCACUUUAUUAUACUUAAAAGAAUGUUUAAUUUAUUGUCUUUGUUUGCACUGAGCUAAUUUGAAGGAACAGUUUUGGGAUAUUUUUGUUAAAUGCUGUAUAUCUAUAAUAAUAAUGUAUAUUUUUAUUAAAUGUCUGCGCUUUCUCUGUAAAUAUAUCUUAUUUUAACUGUAA
Boleophthalmus pectinirostris (great blue-spotted mudskipper) is the source of this 898-nucleotide messenger RNA. Its product is annotated as ADP-ribosylation factor 4-like. Bases 140 to 676 code for a protein of 178 amino acids. The transcript is spliced from 6 exons. The record is from RefSeq and is a predicted model, not a curated record. Gene Ontology annotation, biological process: vesicle-mediated transport; intracellular protein transport. Lineage: Eukaryota; Metazoa; Chordata; Actinopteri; Gobiiformes; Gobiidae. Gene Ontology annotation, molecular function: GTPase activity; GTP binding. Gene Ontology annotation, cellular component: cytoplasm; plasma membrane.